AUGAGUUCAAAAGUUUCUCCAAAUUCCUUGAUCCAGUUAGCAGGGUUUGUAGGGAUGGAAUUGAGAUCGAGUAGGGUGUUAAAAAGUGGGAGACAUCGUGUUGUUUUGGGUCUUGAGAAUAUCAAAUCUCCGAUUGCAAAGAGGAAAAGGAGCUCUGGUAACAAGGUAGCAAAUGAGGCUGAGAGGUCAUCACUGAGAUCUCAUCUAUCAAAUUCUGGUAAAAAAGGAGCAAAUGAGGCUGAAAUUGGGGUAUGUGUUGAUAAUCCUGAUGAAUAUGUUGAAAUGGGCACUGUGUUUUCAGAAGGUAUAAAAGUUGGAUUAAAUACAGAUGAUAAAGGUUUGUUUUUGGGAUCAGAGGUGUUGGAUCCUAUCAAAGAUUUACCAGUUUCUUGUUCCGAAGGAGAAAUCGAAGAGGAAAGUGUUGAAUGUGUUCCUGUUGAAGAAGGAAAUAAAUCAUCAACUAGUGAAACUGAUCAUUGUUUUAAGGAGGAAAUUAAAUCACCGCAGGACUGUGAACACGAGUCUGAACAUGUAGAAUCUGAAAAACUUGCUGAUGGUACAAAGAUUGUCCAUGGUGAUGACUUGUCAAUGUUGAAUGCUUCCAAGAAUGCUGAUAGUGGUAUUGAUAAAGUUAUGCAAAAAAAGGGAAGAGGAAGGCCCCGAAAGAAAAAGAGAAAAAUUAGCAACUUAAACAAGAAUGAAGUAGAAGAUGUAAAUGGUGAAGUUGUUGAAAGUGGUAUUGUAAAACAGAAAAGGGGAAGGAAAAGGAAAAAUGUUAAGAAAUCGGAAUGCAAUGGAGAUGAAAGAGCUAAAAGGAAGAAAGUUGGGGUUCGGGUUAAUGAGAGGGUGUUGCGGUUGAGGAAUACGGUGGUCAGUGGUGGUGGCACGGUGGUUGAUGGUGGCAGACCGGAGAAGAAGAUAGAGAGGCGUGGAAGGCCUCGUAAGAUACGUAUUGAAACUAAUGAGAUUCCUUUAAAACCCUUAAAAAAACGGGGAAGACCACGCAAAAUAGAUGUUGAAAACAGUCAACCAAAUGUGAAACCAAAAAACAAGAAACUAAAACAGGGGAAAGAAAAGGUAUCAGACAAGAAAAGACUCAAAGAUAUGAUUUUGAAGAAACUCAAAAUGAGAAAAAGAAAAUUGAAGCUUGUGGCCAUUAAAAACAGCAACAGUGGGUUAGAGGCUAAUAAAGUGAAAAGAAUAAGAAUUCGUAAUAGGAAAAAGUGUUGUUACUGA
Messenger RNA from Lactuca virosa, 1236 nucleotides. Lineage: Eukaryota; Viridiplantae; Streptophyta; Magnoliopsida; Asterales; Asteraceae. The record is from the annotation of a GenBank genome assembly.